AUGUUUUGCCUCGAGCGUAUCCGCCACCUCGAGGAUCCGACUAUAGCGUGGGAUGGUCCAGCCUGGUUUUCACGGAAGGUGUUGCUCUUUGAAUGCGUUAGUGAGGUAUACUGGGUACAGCACCUCACGCAUUGGGACGGGCGGAAGCAGUUUGACAUGCUCAGCCGCAGACAAGAGGGAUCGGAGCGUGGUGAGGCUUACAAGGAAGCCAGCCAGUUUGUGCAAGCCAUUCUUGAUACGUCGUCGACGAUGAAACUAUCACAUGGGAUUGUCACAGAACAGAGGGAGUAUCUGGCUAGAAUCUGGGACGAGGAAAGAAACAAGGACGCAGAUAUUUCCCCUGGAACUUUUGCAGCGCAUUUGAGGUGGGCCAGUGAGAACUUCAAACAGGCCCGCCCGCUUGUACCUUUACUUUUACCGGUGCGUGAAGAUGGCUUAUUAAAAGGGGGCCUUGCUUGA
This is a messenger RNA of Blastomyces dermatitidis ER-3, 459 nucleotides long. RefSeq lists its product as uncharacterized. The record is from RefSeq and is a predicted model, not a curated record. NCBI's taxonomy places the organism in Eukaryota, Fungi, Ascomycota, Eurotiomycetes, Onygenales, Ajellomycetaceae. The coding region runs from base 1 to 459 and encodes 152 amino acids. The transcript has a single exon.